Molecule: messenger RNA, 1182 nt
Organism: Parnassius mnemosyne (clouded apollo)
Lineage: Eukaryota; Metazoa; Arthropoda; Insecta; Lepidoptera; Papilionidae
Source: the annotation of a GenBank genome assembly
AUGUGGUCGACGUUGUGUUAUCUAGUUGGCGCUGCUUUGCUGGUGACAGCACUAGCUCAGAAUACGGAAAGCAGCGGUGAGUUUUCACCGGCAGUGAAAGCAACAUGCAAGACUGGAGUUAUGUCAAUCAAUAUCGAAUUUAACCAGCCAUUCAAUGGAUUAGCGCACGCUCGAGAGUUCAGAACUCCAGCAUGCAUGGCAAUGGGUAAUGGCAGCGAAUCUCUGAACUUUGACAUAAGUUUGAUGGCCACGCCGGGUUCACCGGAUUAUUGUGGCGUCUUCUGGAAUAAUCGGACAGACGAAAGGUCGCUGCCGCUAGCGGUUCGCGUGCACCGAACCCUGGAGUUGGCAGAUGACAAAUUUUACGUCAUCACUUGCGGCAAAACUGGCUUCAAGAAUUCCAGGAAUGAAACGUCGACUGUAUCGCUUCGAAUGCUAGACGACAAUGGCCGCAAAGUAUUGAAUGCGGCGUUUGGCUUGCAUUACACCUUGAGAGCGGAAAUAAGCAAACCCGAUGGGCUCCACGGAAUCAGAAUGAAAAAUUGCUUCGCAUUUAAUAUGCGCAACAACACCGUAGAGCUCUUGGAUCAAACAGGAUGUCCCGUUAAACAACAAUCAGUUGCUGUUAAAAAUAAAAAUGGAGUAGCGGAAUUAUCAUUAGCGUCGAUGUUCCGAUUUCCCGACUCAUCGCAGGUUAAUUUCCAGUGCGACAUCGGUGUUUGCAAAGGAAGCUGUGCAAUAGUCGACUGCACAAACGACGGCAGUUCUGAAGCGGGUGAUGAAGAAGGCAGCUUCACCGCCUCCACCAGCGUAUUCGUGCUCGAUCCCAAUGACAGUAACGUGGCAGCACUGGCGUGCGCCGAAGGCAGCGUGCGGCCGCUGUGGCUGCUGUACUUGGCGAUAGCGCUCGGUGUCAUGUUCCUGGUCAUGCUGCUCAUCAACUGCUUCCUCUGCACAGCUAUGACUUGCUCCUGCGCUAGAACGGAUGUCAUCGAAAAGGAUCCAUCUGUCGUAGAAGAUUACGAUCCUUAUCGCAGCUGGCAUGGAAGUCAGUAUGGUAGUAGAUAUCCUUCAUCCACCAUACACUCUGCAAGAUCUGUUUCAGACAACAGCGACCAUUACGCGAUAGUUCAGUCACGGCCGGGUAGCCGACACUCCGGCAUGCACAGAAAUAGACAUUAA